Molecule: messenger RNA, 2297 nt
Organism: Pseudoliparis swirei
Lineage: Eukaryota; Metazoa; Chordata; Actinopteri; Perciformes; Liparidae
Product: T-cell acute lymphocytic leukemia protein 1 homolog
Exons: 3
Coding region: 1565-2104 (179 amino acids)
Biological process (GO): regulation of transcription by RNA polymerase II
Molecular function (GO): protein dimerization activity; RNA polymerase II cis-regulatory region sequence-specific DNA binding; DNA-binding transcription factor activity, RNA polymerase II-specific
Source: RefSeq, a predicted model, not a curated record
GAUGCCUUAGUCCUGCUGCGCAGCGUUGGAGGUCUCCCACGGUGCCUUAGUCCUGCUGCGCAGCGUUGGAGGUCUCCCACGAUGCCUUAGUCCUGCUGCGCAGCGUUGGAGGUCUCUCACGAUGCCUUAGUCCUGCUGCGCAGCGUUGGAGGUCUCCCACGGUGCCUUAGUCCUGCUGCGCAGCGUUGGAGGUCUCCCACGAUGCCUUAGUCCUGCUGCGCAGCGUUGGAGGUCUCCCACGGUGCCUUAGUCCUGCUGCUGUUCCUCUGCGUCUGUUGGUGGCGGAGCUCAUGUGAAACCUUCUGACGCUCCGGGAUCUCUGAUCUAUGUUCUAUGUUCUCUGAUCUGUUCUCUGUUCUUUGUUCUCUGUUCUUUGAUCUCUGUAUCUCUGUUCUUUGAUCUCUGUUUUUUGUUCUCUGUUCUUUGAUCUCUGUUCUCUGAUCUUUGUUCUGAUCUAUGUUCUUUGAUCUCUGUUAUUUGACCUCUGUUCUUUGUUCUGAUCUCUGUUCUUUGUUCUGAUCUUUGUUCUUGGAUCUGAUCUCUGUUCUUUGAUCUCUGUUCUUUGAUCUCUGUUCUUUGAUCUCUGUUCUCUGUUCUUUGAUCUCUGUUCUUUUUUCUCUGUUAUUUGUUCUCUGUUCUUUGUUCUCUGUUCUUUGAUCUAUUUUCUUUGAUCUAUUUUCUUUAAUCUCUGUUCUUCGUAUCAUCAUGUGAUCAAAUCAAACAUUCCUGUGUCUGCGUGUUCCGUUUAUUUAUUAGUUUGAUCCAUUACAGCUGGAACCAAAAACGGCCUUUUAGAUGCAAAGUCACCGCCUGCCUCCGGGUCUAGAGGACUAGACUAACACGGGAUGGGGAACCGGGUCUAGAGGACUAGACUAACACGGGAUGGGGAACCGGGUCUAGAGGACUAGACUAACACGGGAUGGGGGAACCGGGUCAGGCUACGGUCAAGUUUCACUGGGAAUGUUUUUUGCCUUCAAGACGGACUUCAGGUAUUAAUCUCUCAAGCGGACCGGACCCCCUCAAGCGGACCGGACCCCCUCAAGCGGACCAGACCCCCUCAAGCGGACCGGACCCCCUCAAGCGGACCGGACCCACAGGGUGCUAGUUUAGUCUUAAGAUCACGUCAACAUUCCAGCUGCUCGGACCCCUGACCCCACCGUGGUGCAUUCAGGGCGCCUGGGAUGUUUGUAGACGUGUCCACAGUCCUGGAUCUGGAUCGGUCCAAGUCCAGGACUGUGGAGGUCCGCGAGGACUUCAUCGGGGGCGGAGCGUUGGAAGUGAUGAGUUUAUUAAUGUCUGAGGUGACUUUUUCAGGUGACUUGAAUGCAUCGCAGCCGUGGGGGCGGGGCCAGUGGCAGUCUGGUUUUAUAUCUGAUGUUUGUUUUGAUUCGAUUGUUUGUGUCAAGAGAAAAAAAAAAGUAAAUGAUUAAAAAUCACUUUUUAUCUAAAACCGUGUCCCGUUGCUUCGAGAGGGGGGCGGGGCCUCCGGGUCCCUCGGGUGCUGCUUCCUGGGAACCUGCGGGUCCCUCUGGGCCCGGGUCCCUCUGGGCCGUCUGGUGGUUUAAUGGGACCAGCAGCGGUCAUGUGGUCUCCAUGGAAACGAGGCGUCAUGACACGCAGAGACGCUAUAAAGAGAGAGAGGAGCUGCACCCGCUGCAGACCUGCCGAGUCCUCCAGACCUGCCGAGACGUUCCGGUUCAACAGAUCCUUGAUGAUGAGACAGAGUCCAGUUCCCCAUGAGAAUCUGAGUGACGGUCCCCGUCCCCGGGUGGUCCGGGUCUCGUGCCGGCAGCAGAGCGUCUCGGGGGCGCUGGGCGUGCUGCGCCGCCUGGUCCCCACGCACCCCCCAGACCGGAAGCUCAACAAGAACCAGGUCCUGCGCCUUGCCCUCAGGUACAUCAGCUUCCUGGACCAGGUGCUGACGGACCAGGAGCCGAGGGGGGCGGGGCGCCGGGUCCGGGCCGGAAGCGUGGAGGAGGAGGAGGAGGAGGAGGAGGGGUACCAGACCUCCAGCUGUGAGGGCUCAGUGGACCUGGACUCAGACAGUCUGAGGGAGGAUCAGGACUGUGGCGGUCUGCUGCAGUACCUGCCAAGCAGCUACUGACCAGACCUGGUCCAGCCCGGUCCACCACGUUGGUCCAGGACUCUAGACCUGUGAUGUCACGUGAUAUUCACAACAUGUAUUCUGCCGACCCGGCAGCAGAACCAGAACCAGUUAUUUUCAUAUUGAAAGAACUUUUGGUGAUUUCAAAGUUUAAAUGUUUGUGACAACAAUUAAAUAAAAACAAUUAAAUCGA